GCCAGUUCGGUGAUAUCGAGCGCCUUCAACACGCGUGUUAAGCUGACAUUUAGGGAGAGGAAAAUGAUGAAAAGCUCCUCCAAUAAGCUCUUCAUCCUGAACAACCUCUUGCGUGUCUUCUCCGCUCUGUGACAGUAUUAGAAUAUAUUCAGAUUAAGGAAUCGAAGUGUUCUGAUACAGAAAUACAGAAAUGAUGGUCAUAUCUAAAGGUUGGUACCUUCUCCGGAGGUAUAUUCUAACUAUCCCUCGAUUCGACCUGUUCCUGCAGGGAGCUCUACUCAUUGUCGUGUUCCUGGAGAGCUACUCAUAUCUUCUAAUAAGAAGAAAUGCCGGCACGGGUUACUUGUCAUCAAUCAAUGAAGAUUGGGUGAAGAUCGGCGUGGCUGGAGCUGAGUUCUUCCUCGGUUCUGUAGUAGCUUGGUCCGGGAGGGGUGUGAGACACUUCGCAUUAUCUGGGUGGUUGGGCCUGACAGCGGUGUCGGGUCUGAUAGUUCUGGCCUUCCCAUACCCUGACUCCGGACGACGCUCUGUCCAACUGUGUGGAGGCGGUUCAAUAUCCGGGUACAAUGAUGUUGAGGCAGUACCAAUCGACCAUUACCUUCAAGCAAGGACCGGAUUCCUUGUGCUCACGGCUGUUCUGUGCGCGCUCACGAAAAUAAGCGUCUGGGCACACGGCAUCACAUAUCUAGAUGACCACGAACCUGAGAGUGGAACAUACUUUUAUGGUAUCCUAAUCUCUAUCAGAUUGUCUCUGGGUCUAAGCGCUCAGAACUGGUUGCAGCACGUGUCAGUGCGUGAUGACUGGUGGGAGGCUCAGGUUUCCCUGGCCAUGCUCACUCUGAUGUUCUCAAUUCUUUUCACGUUGUUCCCUCAUAAAAUGGAAGGAUAUAAAGAUUUCGAAGAGUUGGAAUAUAACUGUAUUUUAGCUCCAAUCGGUCGUAUGCUACGCAAUAAAGCGUUGAUGCUCCAAGUAGCGGCUCUCUCAAUCCUCAACACCGCUGUAUUUGGUUACGUAAACUUUGAUACUGCUUCCAUACAGGCUAAGUUCUUCGUGGAAACUCUACGCCAAGAUCCUCGAACAGUGCGGACAAUCAUGGACAUCUUUAGAUCGCUUGUCAUCAUUUUCUUCGUGUCUAUAUUCCGCAUGCGCUUCUCGGGCCGCCGUAGCGACGGUGUGAAAUCUAACACAGCGUCACGUGUAGGCGGGGCUGUAUGUGUUCUGGUGGCGGCCUUCUUUGCGGUGCUGGCUGGCCUGCACUGUAAUACCGGAGAGCUGGCAGGGUUCGGAGGUCUCACGGAGGAAUACGAGCAGCCCUCGUGUAGCGCGCAGUGCGGGUGCAGCUCCGAGAAGUACGGCUUCAGUCCGGUCUGUAUUCUGAACACCUCAACAACAUAUUUCUCUCCGUGCCACGCUGGCUGCCGCGAGUAUGAGGACUUAGGGGGAUUCUUACUGUUCAGUGAGUGUGCGUGUGGCUCCGGACGUGCGGUUAGAGGUUCCUGUAACCUCGCUUCCUGCUGGCUGCCCUAUUCCCUGUACCUCGUUUUCUUCACACUCAUGCUUGCUAGCAGUGCUGCGUCGUUCCUCAUGCAAGGGAUGGCUAUAUUAAGAGCUGUUCCCCGCCGGGAUAAACCCAUCGCUAUCGGGGUCGCCUUCUCCAUCGUGGGUCUGACUGCCCACGGCCUCGGUCACUUGCUCUAUAUGGUUAUAGGAUAUUUAACCUGCGGUUAUAGCGACGGUGAGACCUGUCUGCUGCACGAUUACAGCAUUUGGAUUGUGGGUGCCGCAAGUGCCGUAUUAGCUGUGCUGUCCGGGGCAAUAAGUAUCUUAGCUAGCAGGUGUUCCAAUUCCAAUUCCGGCUGAUUCGCUUCAGGUCAAG
Molecule: messenger RNA, 1877 nt
Organism: Danaus plexippus (monarch butterfly)
Lineage: Eukaryota; Metazoa; Arthropoda; Insecta; Lepidoptera; Nymphalidae
Product: solute carrier organic anion transporter family member 2A1-like
Exons: 12
Coding region: 191-1861 (556 amino acids)
Biological process (GO): sodium-independent organic anion transport; transmembrane transport
Cellular component (GO): membrane
Molecular function (GO): protein binding
Source: RefSeq, a predicted model, not a curated record